AUGCGGGCUGGAGGAGAAUGCGGCGGAGCGGCCGCCGCCGGCUGGCCCUUGCUGGGGCUGGCCGCGCUGCUGGCCGCCCUGCUGGGGACCCCCGCGGGUGCCACGGCACAGCAAUACCACGGUGAGAAGGGCAUCUCCGUGCCGGACCACGGUUUCUGCCAGCCCAUCUCCAUCCCGCUCUGCACGGAUAUCGCCUACAACCAGACCAUCCUGCCCAACCUGCUGGGCCACACCAACCAGGAGGACGCAGGGCUGGAGGUGCACCAGUUCUACCCGCUGGUCAAGGUGCAGUGCUCGCCCGAGCUGAAGUUCUUCCUGUGCUCCAUGUACGCGCCCGUGUGCACCGUGCUGGAGCAGGCCAUCCCGCCGUGCCGCUCCCUCUGCGAGCGCGCCCGUCAGGGCUGCGAGGCCCUCAUGAACAAGUUCGGAUUCCAGUGGCCAGAGCGGCUCCGCUGCGAGAACUUCCCUGUUCACGGUGCGGGUGAGAUCUGCGUGGGGCAGAACACGUCGGACGCUCCACCAGGACCUGGUGGCGCGGCGGGUCGGGGGGUGACUGCCCACCCCACGGCUGGCUACCUCCCUGACUUUCUUACCCCACCGCAGCCGCCCUCUGGCUUCUCGUUCUCUUGCCCCCGGCAGCUCAAAGUGCCCUCUUACUUGGGCUACCGAUUCCUGGGGGAGCGGGACUGUGGAGCCCCCUGCGAGCCAGCCCGGCCCAAUGGGCUCAUGUACUUCAAGGAGGCAGAGGUGCGAUUUGCCCGGCUGUGGGUGGGUGUGUGGUCCGUGCUUUGCUGUGCCUCCACCCUCUUCACCGUGCUCACCUAUCUGGUAGACAUGCGUCGUUUCAGCUACCCGGAGAGGCCCAUCAUCUUCCUCUCGGGCUGCUACUUCAUGGUGGCAGUGGCCUACGCAGCGGGCUUCUUGCUGGAGGAGCGGGUGGUGUGUCUAGAGCGCUUCUCUGAGGAUGGUUACCGCACUGUGGCCCAAGGCACCAAGAAAGAAGGCUGCACCAUCCUCUUCAUGAUCCUUUACUUCUUUGGCAUGGCCAGCUCCAUCUGGUGGGUGAUCCUGUCCCUCACCUGGUUCCUGGCUGCUGGCAUGAAGUGGGGCCAUGAGGCCAUUGAGGCCAACUCCCAGUAUUUUCAUCUGGCUGCCUGGGCUGUGCCUGCUGUCAAAACCAUCACCAUCUUGGCCAUGGGGCAGGUGGAUGGGGAUGUACUCAGUGGGGUGUGUUAUGUAGGUAUCUACAGUGUGGACUCGCUGAGGGGCUUUGUGCUGGCGCCCUUGUUUGUGUAUCUCUUCAUUGGCACUUCCUUCUUGCUGGCUGGCUUCGUGUCCUUGUUUCGCAUCCGCACCAUCAUGAAGCACGAUGGCACAAAGACAGAGAAACUGGAGAAGCUGAUGGUGCGCAUUGGCGUCUUCAGUGUCCUCUACACGGUGCCUGCCACCAUUGUCCUGGCGUGUUACUUCUACGAGCAGGCCUUCCGUGGUACCUGGGAGAAGACGUGGCUCCUCCAGACCUGCAAAACGUACGCUGUACCCUGUCCCAGCCACUUUGCCCCUAUGAGCCCAGACUUCACUGUCUUCAUGAUCAAGUACCUCAUGACCAUGAUUGUUGGGAUCACGACUGGCUUCUGGAUUUGGUCUGGCAAAACCCUUCAGUCCUGGCGACGCUUCUACCACAGACUAAGUACCGGCAGCAAAGGCGAGACGGCAGUAUGAGACCCCCGUCCCCUCUGGCACGCACACACUCACACAUGCAUACACGCAGAGGAGGCAGAGGAGACGGAUACUCAGCACAGGAGUAGGGCAGUGGUUCCCUGAAGAGGGGGGAAGGGAAGCUUUCCCAAACUUUUUCUUCCUCACGGGUUUGGGGGAAAAAAAAAAAAUUAAAAAAAAAUCUUUGCGUAAAGGAUCAGUCAAACUAUGUCCAGUGGUGCUUAUGACCAGCUCAGUGGGAGAGGACUGAAAAAGAGACCGCCGCUGGGACAGGAGAGUCCUUCACCCAGAAGUCUCCUUACUUCUCUCCUGCUACUCCUGUUGAGGAACAGAAACUCCAACCCAACUAAAAUCAUCCUGCCUUGCUUUGGACAAGAGGGAGGGGA
Messenger RNA from Cinclus cinclus, 2105 nucleotides. It is a transcript of the gene FZD7, whose product is annotated as frizzled class receptor 7. Gene Ontology annotation, molecular function: Wnt-protein binding; Wnt receptor activity. Gene Ontology annotation, biological process: canonical Wnt signaling pathway; non-canonical Wnt signaling pathway. The transcript has a single exon. The record is from RefSeq and is a predicted model, not a curated record. NCBI's taxonomy places the organism in Eukaryota, Metazoa, Chordata, Aves, Passeriformes, Cinclidae. Gene Ontology annotation, cellular component: plasma membrane. Bases 1 to 1722 code for a protein of 573 amino acids.